This is a messenger RNA of Nematolebias whitei (Rio pearlfish), 3276 nucleotides long. RefSeq names its product ephrin type-A receptor 5. Gene Ontology annotation, cellular component: neuron projection; plasma membrane. Lineage: Eukaryota; Metazoa; Chordata; Actinopteri; Cyprinodontiformes; Rivulidae. The transcript is spliced from 19 exons. Bases 111 to 3161 code for a protein of 1016 amino acids. Gene Ontology annotation, biological process: cell surface receptor protein tyrosine kinase signaling pathway; axon guidance; protein phosphorylation. The record is from RefSeq and is a predicted model, not a curated record. Gene Ontology annotation, molecular function: transmembrane-ephrin receptor activity; protein binding; ATP binding.
CCAAAACCACCCAGAUGAUCCGAACACUCCCCCCCGUCUAAUGCUGACAUAAAGUGCUGCUGUUCGAGGACAGCCCGUCACUGUUUUGUUUUUGUUUUUUUGGAUGCGCCAUGCAUUCCCCUUGGCGGAGUUGUGGCAUUCGGCUGGUGGCGUGGACUUGGACCUGGAGCGUGGCGUUGCUCGGUGCCUGGUGCACGCCGGCAAAUGAAGUGAACCUGCUGGAUUCUCGCUCUGUGAUGGGAGACCUAGGAUGGGUGGCUUAUCCUAAAAAUGGGUGGGAAGAAAUUGGAGAAGUAGAUGAGGACUAUGCCCCCAUUCACACCUACCAAGUGUGUCGUGUCAUGGAGCAAAACCAGAACAACUGGCUGCACACCAACUGGAUCCUGACUGAAGGUGCCCAGCGAGUAUACAUUGAGCUCAAGUUCACCCUGAGAGACUGCAACAGCCUGCCUGGAGGGGUCGGGACAUGCAAGGAGACUUUUAACAUGUAUUACUAUGAAACGGAUGGCGAUGAGGAUGACAUGGAUGAUGGAGGGAUGAGGGAUGGUGUUGGAAUGACUGAGGAGGAAGACAGGGCAAUGAAAGAGAACAGAUACAUCAAAGUUGACACCAUAGCCGCUGAUGAAAGUUUCACUGAGCUGGACCUGGGGGAUCGCGUGAUGAAGCUCAACACAGAAGUCCGUGAUUUAGGACCUCUGACCCGGAAAGGCUUCUACUUGGCGUUCCAGGAUUUAGGAGCCUGCAUUGCUUUAGUCUCAGUGCGGGUAUUCUACAAACGCUGCCCGUUCUUGGUAAAGAGUCUGGCGGAGUUUUCUGACACCAUCCCAGCCUCGGAGGCUUCACAGCUGGUGGAGGUGGUGGGUCGCUGCAUCAAUAACUCGGUGCCUUUGUACGAGCCUCCACGGAUGCACUGCAGCACAGAGGGAGAAUGGCUGGUGCCCAUUGGGAAGUGUGUUUGCAAGCCAGGGUUUGAAGAGCUCAGUGGAUCUUGUCAAGUGUGCAAAGUGGGCUUUUACCGCUCUCAGCUGGAGUCCUCAGACUGCAGUAAAUGUCCACCUCACAGUGUGGCAAGGCAGGUGGGAGCCACGAGUUGCAGCUGUGAAGAUGGAUACUAUAAGAUUGACUCUGAUCCUACUAAUAUGGCUUGCACACGACCACCUUCUGCACCACGCAAUGCCAUUUCCAACGUCAAUGAAACCAGUGUCUUUCUGGAAUGGUCCAUUCCCAAGGAGAUGGGCGGCAGAAAGGAUGUGGGCUACAAUAUCCUAUGCAGACAGGUUUUGCCGGAUGGUAGGGGGUUGGAGGAGUGUGGCCCGAACGUACGCUUUUUGCCACGCCGAAUUGGCCUGUCGAACACCUCAGUGAUGGUUGCCGACUUGCAGUCGCACACAAACUACAGCUUCCUGCUGGAGGCCAUCAACGGGGUGUCAGAGCUGGCCAAAGACUAUGCUAAGCAGUACGUGACACUUAACGUCACCACCAAUCAGGCAGCACCCUCCCCUGUAAGUGUGGUGAGGAAAGGACACACAGGGAAGAGCAGCAUUUCCCUUUCCUGGGCAGAGCCCGAUCGUCCCAACGGCAUUAUUCUUGAGUACGAGAUAAAGUAUUUUGAAAAGGAACAGGACUCAAGUUAUACUAUAAUAAAAUCCAAGGAAACAGAAAUGGUAGUGGAAGGUCUGAAACCAUCUUCCAUGUACAUCUUUCAGGUACGAGCCCGGACGUCAGCAGGUUAUGGUGCAUUUAGCCGACGGUUUGAAUUCCAGACAAGCCCUUACUGUGAGUACCUAACCGCCACCAGUGAGCGUGCUCAGGCUUCGAUAAUAGCAGUGGCCAUCACUCUGGCUCUGGUUCUACUGGCAGUGGUGGCUGGAUUCCUGCUCAGUGGACGGCGAUGUGGCUACAGCAAAGCAAAACAGGAUCCAGAGGAGGAAAAGAUGCACUUUCACAACGGUCACAUCAAAUUCCCUGGGGUGCGGACAUACAUUGACCCUCUUACCUAUGAGGACCCCAACCAGGCAGUGCAUGAAUUUGCACAGGAGAUUGACGUCUCAUUCAUCUCGAUUGAAAGAAUCAUCGGUGCUGGGGAAUUUGGUGAAGUAUGCUGCGGGCCACUGAGGCUGCCCGGGAAACGGGAGAUCCAAGUUGCCAUCAAGACUUUGAAAGCAGGCUACACAGAGCAGCAGCGACGUGACUUCCUUUGGGAGGCUUCAAUCAUGGGCCAAUUUAACCAUCCAAACAUCAUCCGUCUGGAGGGGGUCGUCACCAAGAGCAAGCCUGUGAUGAUCAUCACUGAGUACAUGGAGAAUGGAUCACUGGACACCUUCCUCAAGAAAAAUGAUGGCCAGUUCACAGUAAUCCAGCUGGUUGGGAUGCUGAGGGGCAUUGCAUCUGGCAUGAGAUAUCUGUCGGACAUGGGCUACGUCCAUCGAGAUCUUGCAGCGCGCAACAUCCUUGUCAACAGUAACCUCGUGUCCAAAGUGUCUGAUUUUGGUCUGUCCAGAGUCUUGGAAGAUGAUCCAGAGGCUGCUUACACCACUCGGGGUGGGAAGAUUCCCAUUCGCUGGACAGCUCCUGAGGCAAUCGCAUACAGGAAGUUCACCUCAGCAAGCGAUGUGUGGAGCUAUGGGAUUGUCAUGUGGGAGGUGAUGUCAUACGGAGAGAGACCUUACUGGGAGAUGUCCAAUCAAGAUGUAAUAAAAGCAGUGGAAGAGAAUUACAGGUUGCCAGGUCCCAUGGACUGCCCGGAGGCCCUGUACCACCUAAUGAUGGACUGCUGGCAGCGGGAACGCACCAACCGCCCAAAGUUUGAUGAGAUUGUUUGUCUACUUGACAAACUUAUUCGCAACCCCAGCUCUUUAAAAAAGUUGGUCAACUCCUCACACAGGGUUUCCAACUUGUUAGUGGAGCAUGCGAGUGCAGAUGGAGACUGCUGCAAUCGAACCAAGACAGUUGGAGAGUGGCUUGACUCGAUCAAGAUGGGCCGCUACACAGAACUCUUUAUGGAGGGAGGCUACUCCUCCCUGGAAACAGUAGCUCAGAUGACAUCAGAAGAUCUGAGAAGAGUAGGAGUGAACUUGGCUGGACACCAGAAAAAAAUAAUCACGAAUAUUCAAGAGAUGAGAGUCCUUAUGAACAACGCCAACUCUACUAUAAACAUCUGAUGCAUUUGUACAGGCAUGCAAGCACUUCUAUACAUCCAUAUGCACUCUUCCCUAAAACGAUAAACAAAAAAAAUCAAAAACAAUAAGUGGACCUAGCAUGUAAUCAAAGAAUUGU